AUGCCCCCCCCUCGGGGGGUGCUGGACACCUCAGGGACCUUCCGGGUGUAUCGGGACCUCUUGGGGACCCCCCCUCGCUGGGACCCCCCCGAAUUAGUUCUGGCCACCCAUGGCACCCCAGGACGGGUGGCAGGGACCCUGGGGGGGGCUCUGGGGGGGCUCUGGGGGGGGCCGCUCUCGGUGGCUGUUUUUGGGGUACCCAAGGAGGGGUUGGGGGGGCUGUUGGCAGCUUUGGGGGGGCCCUGCCGGGGCUUACGGGCUCGCUUACGCUUACACGUGGUGGUGGGGGCGGCUGCGCCCCCCCCCGUUGUACCCCCCAACCCCGGCCCCCCAACACCGGGGGGAUGUCGGGGGGCCCUACGGCGUCUGGCGGCUGCCGACCCCCCCAGUUACACUUUGGGGGUGCCGUACCCCGGGAAUUUAUUGCGGAACGUGGCCUGGGCGGGGGCGGCGGAGGAGGAAAGGGGGGGCCCUUCCUGGAACGGGGGUCCCGGCCCCCCCAAAACUGGGGGUCGCUUCGUGCUGCUGUUGGACGCUGACGUGGUGCCCAGCCGGGGGCUGCGGGAGGAAUUCCUGAGGCUGCUGCGGGAGGGGGGGGCCGGGCUGCGCCCCCCAAAAUGGGGGGCUGGCAGGGGGGUGGGGGACCCCCUGGGCUUCCGUGACCCAGGUGUCCCCAACGCCUUGGAGGUCCCCAAGGGUUUCCAUGACCCAGGUGUCCCCAACGCCUUGGAGGUCCCCAAGGGUUUCCAUGACCCAGGUGUCCCCAACGCCUUGGAGGUCCCCAAGGGCUUCCGUGACCCAGGUGUCCCCAACGCCUUGGAGGUCCCCAAGGGUUUCCAUGACCCAGGUGUCCCCAACGCCUUGGAGGUCCCCAAGGGCUUCCGUGACCCAGGUGUCCCCAACACCCUGGAGGACCCCAACUUUUUGAAGGACCCCAAAGCCCUGGCCACCACGCCAUCCUGGGACCAGGUGGUGUUCGUGCUGCCGGCCUUCGAGGUCCGUGCGGGGACGCGGGUGCCGGGGACGAAGGCGGAACUUCUGCAGCUGUGGGGCACGGGGGACGCCCGGCCCUUCUACGGGGCGCUGUGCCCCCGGUGCCAAGCACCGACGGACUAUGAGCGCUGGUGGGUGCUGCCACCCACCCCGCACCUGCGCGUGGCCUACGAGGCCCCGUGGCGCGACCCCUGGGAGCCCUUCUACGUGGGGCCGGCCCACGGCGUGCCACCCUUCGAUGAGCGCUUCCUCCAGUACGGCUUCAACCGCAUCAGCCAGGUGCCGUGGGGCAGGGGACCAUGGGGUGGCUGGGGGGGCUUGGGGUGGCUGUGGUGA
Messenger RNA from Haliaeetus leucocephalus (bald eagle), 1329 nucleotides. RefSeq names its product UDP-GlcNAc:betaGal beta-1,3-N-acetylglucosaminyltransferase 1 (gene B4GAT1). The transcript is spliced from 2 exons. Gene Ontology annotation, molecular function: glucuronosyltransferase activity. NCBI's taxonomy places the organism in Eukaryota, Metazoa, Chordata, Aves, Accipitriformes, Accipitridae. Bases 1 to 1329 code for a protein of 442 amino acids. The record is from RefSeq and is a predicted model, not a curated record.